AUGACCCUGCCGUCCUCCCGUCACACCGCUGACUCCUCCCCGCCGCCGGAUGACCCUGGAUGCAGCCACACCUCCCCUUCAUACCACCUCCCAGCAUCCCGUCAGGCCAGGCAGACUCAUGCUGACAGGACAGGGCUGUCCUGUUCAAGACAGCUGGCUGAUGAUGAGAUUGAUGAGCUGCGUGAUGCUUUCAACGAGUUUGAUAAGGACAAGGACGGGCUGAUCAGCUGUAAGGACCUGGGGAAUCUGAUGAGGACAAUGGGCUACAUGCCCACGGAGAUGGAGCUGAUAGAGCUGAGCCAGAAUAUCAACAUGAACCUUGGCGGCAGGGUCGACUUUGAGGAUUUUGUAGACCUGAUGGCCCCGAAGCUUCUGGCAGAAACAGCUGGGAUGAUUGGCAUGAAGGAGCUCAAAGACGCCUUUAAAGAGUUCGACAUGGACGGAGAUGGAGAGAUCACGACAGAGGAGCUGCGGUCUGCCAUGACCAAGCUGAUGGGAGAGCACAUGAGCCGAAGAGAGAUAGAUGCCAUAGUGAAAGAAGCAGAUGACAACGGAGACGGCACAGUAGACUUUGAAGGUACAGUGACGUUAACAUCUGUAAAGAGUCGGGGGACAGAAGUGAAGUUUAAGCAAGUGAUGCAGAUGAGUUUCUGA
Messenger RNA from Scatophagus argus, 654 nucleotides. RefSeq names its product calcium binding protein 5a (gene cabp5a). NCBI's taxonomy places the organism in Eukaryota, Metazoa, Chordata, Actinopteri, Scatophagidae. The transcript is spliced from 5 exons. The record is from RefSeq and is a predicted model, not a curated record. Gene Ontology annotation, molecular function: calcium ion binding. Bases 1 to 654 code for a protein of 217 amino acids.